Molecule: messenger RNA, 3761 nt
Organism: Hemiscyllium ocellatum (epaulette shark)
Lineage: Eukaryota; Metazoa; Chordata; Chondrichthyes; Orectolobiformes; Hemiscylliidae
Gene: daam1a
Product: dishevelled associated activator of morphogenesis 1a
Exons: 26
Coding region: 319-3540 (1073 amino acids)
Biological process (GO): actin cytoskeleton organization
Cellular component (GO): stress fiber
Molecular function (GO): small GTPase binding; actin binding
Source: RefSeq, a predicted model, not a curated record
AGGUCGGCUGCUGUCUUCGGUGGGGUCGAAUAGGAUGAUGUCACCUGCAGUGAAAGGAAAUUGUUAAACUGAAUCCUUUUUGUAAAGAAGAAAGGGGAGGAAGAAAAAAAUAUGGACGUUGCUGUACGGAUGGGUGGAAUUUGUUGGAUGUGGGCACUCGUGCCUGACAAAAAGGUCUCCUCUUGAACUGCUAUGCUGCUUAUGGUGUGGGAACACCCGUAAUGCUGCUGGAAGGAGGGAAGGAAAGGAGGUGCAGCAUUUUGAACCAGCAACAAUGAAGAAUGGGCACCAUUUGCUGUGACAAGUAAAUAAAGAAAUAUGAACAUGGCCCCUCGAAAAAGAAGUAGUCGGGGUCUUUCCUUCAUAUUCUGCUGCUUUCGAGGCAGUGACCACCCAGAAAUCACAUACAGACUGAGAAAUGACAACAAUUUUGCAUUGCAGACAAUGGAGCCGGCAUUGCCCAUGCCUCCAACUGAAGAACUGGAUAUCAUGUUCACUGAACUUGUGGAUGAACUUGAUCUUACUGAUAAACACAGGGAAGCAAUGUUUGCACUUCCUGCAGAAAAGAAAUGGCAGAUAUACUGUAGUAAGAAAAAGGAGCAAGAAGAAAACAAAGGAGCUACAAGCUGGCCAGAGUUUUACAUUGAUCAGUUGAACUCUAUGGCAGUUAGAAAAUCGCUUAUCGCUUUGGAGAAAGAAGAUGAGGAAGAAAGGAAUAAAACUAUUGAGAGUUUGAAGACUGCACUGAGAACGCAACCAAUGAGGUUUGUUACCAGAUUCAUCGACUUGGAUGGCUUAACAUGCAUUCUGAACUUUCUGAAAAGUAUGGACUACGAAACAUCAGAAUCCCGAAUACAUACCUCUCUAAUAGGCUGCAUUAAAGCACUAAUGAACAACUCUCAGGGCAGGGCCCAUGUUUUGGCUCAUGUAGAGAGUAUUAAUGUAAUAGCUCAAAGUCUUACAACAGAAAAUAUAAAGACUAAAGUAGCAGUCCUAGAAAUUUUGGGUGCUGUGUGUUUGGUGCCAGGUGGUCACAAGAAGGUAUUGGAAGCAAUGCUGCACUACCAGAAAUACGCCAGUGAAAGAACACGCUUUCAGACUUUAGUCAAUGACUUGGACAGAAAUACAGGAAGGUACAAGGAUGAAGUGAAUCUCAAAACUGCUGUUAUGUCUUUCAUUAAUGCUGUUCUAAGUCAAGGAUCAGGGGAGGAAAGUCUUGAUUUCAGAGUUCAUCUCCGAUAUGAAUUUUUGAUGUUAGGUAUUCAGCCCGUUAUUGACAAAUUACGUGAACAUGAAAAUGCAACUUUAGAUAGGCAUUUGGAUUUCUUUGAGAUGCUUAGAAACGAGGAUGAAAUUGAACUAGCAAAAAGAUUUGAGAUGGUCCACAUCGACACGAAAAGUGCCACCCAAGUAUUUGAAUUGGUUAAGAAAAAAAUCAGUUAUACAGAUGCAUACCCGCACUUUAUGUCAAUUCUCCAUCAUUGUCUCCAAAUGCCAUAUAAGCGAAGUGGAAACACUGUACAAUAUUGGUUACUGCUUGAUCGAAUAUUGCAGCAGAUAGUUUUACAGAAUGAUAAAGGGCAUGACCCCGAUGUUACUCCUCUAGAAAACUUCAAUGUGAGGAAUGUUGUUAGAAUGUUGGUUAAUGAAAAUGAAGUCAAACAAUGGAAGGAACAGGCUGAAAAAAUGCGAAAAGAGCAUAAUGAGUUGCAGCAAAAACUAGAGAAAAAAGAGCGGGAAUGUGAAGCUAAGACACAAGAAAAGGAGGAGAUGAUGCAAACACUGAAUAAAAUGAAAGAAAAGCUGGAGAGAGAAUCUCAAGAGCACAAAGCUGCCAAGAAACAAGCAGCUGAUCUGAUGGCCCAGAUCCAGGAUCUAAGCAAUAGACCAAAAUAUUCUGGAGUUCCUGGUGGACCCCUUUCAACACUUGGAGCCCCAGGUGGUCCAAUACCACCACCUCUACUUCCCUCAGUAGGUGAUCAUCCUCCACUGCCACCACCACUGCCCUUAGGUGGAUCUGUGCUGCCACAACCACCCCCACCCCCACCCCCAGGUGGACCCCCUCCCCCUCCAGGUUUACCAUUAUUGGGUGGUGUGCCACCACCACCUGGAGCACCUUUGGGCCUCGGACUCAAGAAGAAAAAUAUUCCCCAACCAGGAAACCCUUUAAAAUCCUUCAACUGGUCCAAAUUACCAGAGAACAAACUUGUGGAAACAAUCUGGAUGGACAUUGAUGAUUUGAAAGUUUUCAAAGUACUUGACUUGGAAGACAUAGAAAAGACUUUUUCAGCUUACCAAAGGCAACAGAAAGAGACAGAUGCCAAUGAAGACGCAUUUAAUUCCACCAAGAAAGUGAAAGAACUAUCAGUAAUUGAUGGGCGAAGAGCCCAGAAUUGCAACAUUCUUCUAUCCAGGUUAAAGCUGUCCAAUGAGGAGAUUAAACGUGCUAUUUUAACAAUGGAUGAACAAGAGGAUCUACCUAAGGACAUGCUUGAACAGCUGCUGAAAUUUGUCCCUGAGAAAAGUGAUGUUGAUCUGCUAGAGGAGCACAAGCAUGAAAUUGAGCGCAUGGCAAAAGCAGAUAGAUUCUUGUAUGAAAUGAGCAGAAUUCCCCACUACCAGCAAAGAUUACAAUCCCUCUAUUUCAAGAAAAAAUUUGCUGAAAGAGUGGCUGAAAUUAAACCCAAAGUUGAAGCUCUCCUUUUGAGUUCCAAGGAAGUUCUACGAAGCAAAAAUCUGAAGGAGCUGCUGGAGGUGGUUUUAGCUUUUGGCAAUUACAUGAACAAGGGACAAAGAGGCAAUGCUUAUGGCUUUAAACUCUCUAGUCUCAACAAAAUCGCAGACACAAAGUCUAGUAUUGAGAAGAGCAUUACCCUUUUGCACUAUUUGAUUACAAUUUUGGAGAAGAAAUACCCAAAGGUGGUGAACAUACAUGAUGACCUGCAGAGCAUUCCUGAUGCAGCCAAAGUAAAUUUGAUUGAGCUGGAAAAAGAAUUCAGUAGUCUCAGAAAUGGUCUGAAGGCUGUUGAGAAUGAGCUGGAAUACCAAAAAUCACAACCUGCACAGUCUGGUGACAAGUUUGUCUCUGUGGUGAGUCAGUUUAUCACUGUGGCAAGCUUCAGCUUCUCUGAUGUGGAAGAUCUGCUGUCGGAAGCUAAAGAUCUGUUUCAUAAAGCUGUAAAGCACUUUGGAGAAGAAACUGGCAAAAUACAGCCUGAUGAAUUCUUUGGAAUUUUUGAUCAAUUCCUCCAAGCUUUUGCAGAGGCCAAACAGGAAAAUGAGAACAUGAGGAGGAAAAAGGAGGAGGAAGAACGAAGGGCAAAAAUGGAGGCACAGCUUAAGGAGCAACGUGAAAGAGAGCGCAAAGCAAAAAAGGCUAAAGAAGGCAGUGAAGAGGGAGGAGAAUUUGAUGACCUGGUGUCAGCCCUACGUUCAGGGGAAGUCUUCGAUAAAGAUUUCAAACUAAAGCGCAAUCGCAAGCGUGUCAUCAGCCAAGUAGAUGGUAGUCGAGAACGGCCAAUUACAAAGCUCAACUAUUAAGCCAUUGCCUGUAGUGCAGAAUCAUGGCUGUGUAGCAGCCAGCUUGCGUGUUACUGUCCUGUUGUGAUUACACUGAUAAUACUGCCGAUUGGCCCUAUAAAUGGCUGCUGUUCUUCAUAGUGGACGCCCUGUCCCUUUUUGUAGCUGGGUUUUGCAUGCACCACACUUAAUAAAAGAGAACUUUGUUUAUGUGGUGCUGAAGCACAUAAAACAUUUGAACA